Messenger RNA from Columba livia (rock pigeon), 493 nucleotides. RefSeq names its product cytochrome c oxidase assembly factor 4 homolog, mitochondrial. Bases 135 to 380 code for a protein of 81 amino acids. The record is from RefSeq and is a predicted model, not a curated record. Gene Ontology annotation, cellular component: mitochondrial intermembrane space. The transcript is spliced from 2 exons. NCBI's taxonomy places the organism in Eukaryota, Metazoa, Chordata, Aves, Columbiformes, Columbidae. Gene Ontology annotation, biological process: mitochondrial respiratory chain complex IV assembly.
GGCGUCCUCCAAUCAGAGAGCGCUCCUGAGGCCACGCCCCUCCCGGUAGUUCUCUCCGCGACGCCAGCCUUAAAGGGGCCGCGCUGUGUUGUUGGGCAGGGGGUGACAACUGCGUGACAACCACCAGCCCAGCGAUGGCGAGACCCGGCCACGCCAGGAACCCCCCGCCGCUGGAGGAGGACGAAGACGAGGACCCCGUGGACGCCAUGAUCGGGCGGACGGGCUGCCUGGCGCAGCACCGGGCGCUGCAGGAGUGCAUGGCGCAGCGGCAGGACUGGCGGCACUGCCAGGCCCAGCUCCGCGCCUUCGGCGAGUGCAUGGAGCGGCGCCAGCGGCCCCGCCAGCCGCCCCCCGCCCGCCACGAGCCCGCCGGCGACUGAAAUCCAUGGGCGCGCCGCCAUUGGCGCCCCUGCGCUGUUUGACCCAUUUUCUGUGAUAUUGUUUUUAAUAAUCCACGCUGAGUUGUUGGGAAAUUAAAUCUGGUGGUUUGUUA